Molecule: messenger RNA, 315 nt
Organism: Spodoptera littoralis (African cotton leafworm)
Lineage: Eukaryota; Metazoa; Arthropoda; Insecta; Lepidoptera; Noctuidae
Source: the annotation of a GenBank genome assembly
AUGGUAAGGACGCGCCAUCAUUACCUUGGACUUAACUGGCGUAAUGUUUCUACAGGUAGUUCUGAAAAGAAUGCACAGAAUGUGUUAAUGCACAGAGAAUUGCAGAGAUGGUGUGUAUUCUGUCCUUUUUCCAGUGUCUCGUCAUUGUACUGCAUUUCUUUGCACAUCUUUCUAUGCACUCGUUUCUAUGAUAUGGUUGUAAGCAUGCAAUGGACAAGCUUUCUUAAACAUUAUUGCAAAAAAAUACAGUUCGAAAAAUGUCAACAUAAUACUUUGUGGGAGGGAGAAAGUAAUUGUAUAAAUAGAAAUAUGUAA